Molecule: messenger RNA, 3465 nt
Organism: Pseudomyrmex gracilis
Lineage: Eukaryota; Metazoa; Arthropoda; Insecta; Hymenoptera; Formicidae
Product: protein zyg-11 homolog B-like
Exons: 9
Coding region: 742-3090 (782 amino acids)
Cellular component (GO): Cul2-RING ubiquitin ligase complex
Source: RefSeq, a predicted model, not a curated record
CUGUUUUGACAUUUGGCGAGUCAAUAUGGCGUUCCCGUCACAGAUGAAAGUCCGCAGUUUUUCGCGGUUAUUUUAACCAACUCCUCGCUGGUUUCAUCUCGAACUUUCCGCGUUACGUUCUCGCGCCCGAGGAGGCUCGGCGCCAAAUUUUCUCUGCGCGCGAGUUUCCGCAAGCGAAUCCCGCGACCAUUCCCCGUGUUGUUUAUUCUUGUUUUUAGUGUCCGAUCCUUGCGGCAGAUAGUGUGUGUUUAGGCAGUGCGUACCGUAUAUUUCUAUACUGCGCGCUGUGUAUACGGAAUUAUUAUUACGUAAUUGUAUUAUUUAAAAAUCUGUCAUCCCUAACGAUUGGCCAGAAUUAUGCUUGCUCAUCAUACGGCGAGCGUUUUCUGUGUCUGACGAAAAACGCUUUCUCGAGAAAGUGUAAACGUUAGAUCGCGCGUUAUUCACGUGACGUUUAUUUUGACACCUAUAGUGGGAGAGAAUUUUUUCAUAUUACACAGCGUAGACGUUAAUUAACUUACUUCAUAUAUCUGAAAUCUUUAUUAAAUUUCUUUCCUUUCUCUAUUUUUUUCUCGCAAAGUACAAAAUCGUGGUAAAAUGCUUGCAGAUUAUUUUUGCACUUUUGUUUCCAAGGUACAAUACUAUAUGAGUAUGUGGAUGAUUGUUAGUGCAUUGUAAGAAGUUCGCAAAGUAAUACAGGGGGAUCGGAAGUUGUUGCUCGGAUGACAGCAGAAAUAUAAGAUGUUUGAGUCUCCGAGAAGUCUCCAGGAGGUUUGCCUUGAUUUUAUCUGUGGUAAUGUGCUAGGCUUGUGCGAGGUACAUCUUGGCGAUACAAGCACACAUUCUCCGAGUACUGUCAGUAAUAAUGUCGCUAAUGAUAUCUGUACACUGAACAGUAAUAGCGCAGAAGUUGCUUUUGAUACUGCAACAGGUAGAACAACAUCUAACGAUGCUCCAACAAACUCUGCAACUCGUCUUACCUUUAGGCAUCCAGAUGCAUUCUUGCCAGCUGAAGUAUCAGAACAGUUAUUAUCCAACUUAUGUGAGAAGAAAACAUUAUCGGAUUUAACAAUUACGCUUUUUGAUUCCAAGACCACCAGAUUAAGACAUGUAAGGCUGAAAGAUGCAUCAACAUUAUCAGCUAAAGGAUUAAGCAUUCUUAAGCAACACAAAGUUGUAAAUUUAAUAGUAAAUGGACUUAAAAUUACUGUUAAUGAUUUAAUUAGCUGUUUAGGUGAUUGGAGUAUACAAAAUCUUAGAUCGUUAAGUGUAGCUAAAGGCAGCUUUAUGGAUUUCUCAAGACAACGCAUGGUAGACAUUGCAACGUUAAACAAAUUGAAAGCACUUCAUACUUUGAACGUCUCAGGAACAGAAUUUAAUAAACAUGGCUUGGAUAUAGUAGUCGAAGAUCUUCCUCUUUUAGAGAACUUAGAUAUAUCUUGUACAAGAGUUGACGAUAUAACGCCGUUAAGAAAAUGUAAAGAUCGUUUAAAAACGUUAAAUAUGUACAAUUUAAAGAUAAGUGGGUGCGGGAAUUUGAUACCAGUAUUACUGGAGUUAAACGAGUUAAGGCAUUUAGACAUUUCUGAAAAAGAAACUCCGAAUGGUUUCGAGGUAUUUGCACCCGCUAAGCCACAGAUAACAGACUUUUUAAAAGCUCUAAAUUGUAUGCCUCAUUUGAUAACUCUAGAUUUAUCAGGAAAAGAUGAUAUAAAUGCAAAUCAUUUAAGAAAGUUUAUUGCGUCACAUGUGCAUUUAAGAUUUCUGGGAUUAGUACAUUCUGACGCUUGUUAUGACGAAAGUUUCGUAGAUUCGACGCAUGAAAAUUAUAGACUUGAGCUUGUUAUCAGUGGUACAGCAACAGAAUCACAAAUUUUGGAAGCCCUUAGAAGGUAUACGUACAGACCGAUAUAUCUUCAAAAGUGUCUGUAUAACUUAUUUCGUUUGACACCAAACUUUCUUGAGCCACGAGUUGAUGUGAUAAAAUUAGUGUUACCUGGAAUGAGAGAGCACCCACAGGAUUUUCGUGUGCAAAUAGCAGCUACCGCUUGCAUCUAUAAUCUCACAAAGGGUGAAUUAGCUCUCAUGAUUCAUCCGUCUAUACUUAAACAAAUAGUUGAAUUAACGUUACUAGCAAUGGAAUCAUAUCCAACUAAUCAUCAACUUCAGAAAAAUACACUACUGAUUCUAUGUAGUGAUAGAAUUUUACAAGAUGUGUCAUUUGACAAGUAUAGAUGUGCAAGAUUAGUUAUGAAUUGCUUGUCGACAUUUGAUGAUCCUUCCACGAAUCGUAUGUCUGUGGCAAUUUGCUCAAUAUUAGCAGCAAAAAUAUCAACUGUGGAAACCUCUAUGCUUGGUGCACAACCACAAUAUAUGUUGAAGUUACUUGCAAUGGUUAGAUCUAAAGUCGAAUCCAAAUUAGUAGAUAUUACAAUGAAAUUUACAUUAAGUGCUUUAUGGAAUCUAACGGAUGAAAGUGCUAUUACAUGCAAAGUGUUUCUUGAUGAAGGUGGAAUGGAAUUAUUUCUUGAAGUACUAGACUGCUUCCAAGGAGAAUCCAGUGUAGAAACUAAGGUACUUGGUCUGCUAAACAAUAUUGCAGAGGUGGUUCAUUUGAGACCACGACUUAUGCAACCUCGCUUUAUAAAAAUGCUUUCUAUGCUACUCGAUUCUGAGCAUAUCGAUGUAUCUUAUUUCGCGGCUGGUAUCGCUGCUCAUCUGCUCAGUGAUGGUCCUCAAGCUUGGUAUAGUAUGCCAUCGCAACCGAGUAGAGAGCAAUUGUUAGAUCAGUUGGUACAUGCUGUAACUCAUUGGCAAACACCACAAGGAGAGAUGGUUGCUUAUCGUAGCUUUCAACCGUUUUUCCCAUUGUUACGUUGUACAGAUGUAUAUCCUGUUCAGCUCUGGGCAGUAUGGGCGAUUCAUCAUGUAUGUACAAAAAAUCCAAAACGUUACUGCGUAAUGUUAAUCAGAGAGGGUGGUGUAGAAACCUUAAAACAACUGGAAAAAACACAUACGGAAUAUACAACACAACCAAAUUUGCAAAUUUUAUGCCAAUCAAUUCUGGAAACUCUCAAGUUAAAUUCUUAACAAAAGCUGUUGUUUUCUAAUUUGAAAGUCAAAUACCGGUAUACUAGUCAAUGUUUACCUUAGUGCAACACAUUCUUAUCCUAUUCUUUAGAACAAAUAAAUAUAUAAAAAUUAUAUGGCCAUGAAAUGUUUAUCACAAAAACAGACUGCAAUCAAAUUCACAAAAAAUAGGUCCAAAAUAUUUUAUAAUUGUGCAAUUGUGAGCUAAUGAAACUAAAAUCAGUAGAUCUGAAUUGAAGAUCUUUUACUUGAAAAAUAUAUAUCUUUCUCUGUUCAACAGAGUGUAUUGUUAUAUGCAGAAUUAACUUUUGGAAAAACAUUCAAAUUAUUUAGCAAGAGAUGUAUGGAAUAAAGUAAUAAAUAUAAUGAAAUUUA